GACAAAAACCAGAAAAAAAGUAUUUUGACUAUUUAGAAUAUUCAUGGUAUUCUGCUUUAAAUAAAGCUCCAGCCUGCAGAUACCGAAACCCUUUUUGUUUUCCUUUCGGUUCUCCAUGACUGACGUACAAAUUUUUCACAACUAUCUGAAAAACCCCUGGUGUUCAGACAAGCAAAACAACAUCACUCCAGCUCACUGCUUCUCCGCCCAGCCCUUGCCCCGUGCCCGCAGAAAGGGCUCCCGGUGAGCGCCCGAUGCCGGCUCCGGCGCUCGGCACCUCCAGUCCCCCUGGGGACUGAGCCCUUAGGGACCGAGCCGGAGAAACGCUCUGAUUUCUGAACCAAAUGAAUUUACUUACAAUUACCUAAUGCUUUUUACGACUAUUUUUAAAGUGCAUUUAAGAACAAACAUGUCUGAAUGGAGCGAUUUCACAGCUGAUAAUCUUUUAGCAACUCACACAUAAAAAGCUUCAAUUUAUAUUUUGGUGCGGAAAGUGUUCUUUCUCCAUUCUCAUUAUGCCUACAUGAAAAGGGGCUAAUUUACAUUAAAAGUUGAUAAGGAGUAUGGGAUAUUUCAGCCUCAUGGAAAGUCUAGUGCAAUGAGCUCUGGGUACUUUAGCACAACAGAAAUCCUCACAACAUUUGGAGAAUUUUGUCAUCUUGCUAGUACAGCCUGUCCAACACUGUAAGAGAUGUGUAAAUGGGGUGUGUUUGACAGAAGCAGGGUAAAACUUAAUAACAGGGCUUAAUGCAAACAAAACCAAUGAUCCCAGAGAAGGGACUCAGUGAAGGUCUAUAUAGGCAGGAUUAAUUCACACAUGACAAAUGAGAGAUUAGUUCACUGUGACUCCUGUUCAAUAAUCUGUUCCUCAGAAAAUUUUAGAAUUUCAUCACAGCUGCUACUAAUACAAUAAUAGUCUCCUAAAGCAUUUUUUCUUCCUGUCAGGACUCUGCAAUUUAUAAUGAAAAUACUCUCACUGUCAUGGGUAACUACAAAAAUAAAGGCCAUAAGCACUGUUUAUGUUUCACUGACAUUGUUUCAUGACUGCAUAACUCAGGCUUCCACUGCAUUUCUUUACUACUGCCACGUGUUUUCUUUGCAGAUCAAGGACCUUGAAGUCCUCAACUGUGAAUAUGGCAAGAAUACAAUUAAGUUCCUUCGCCUUCAUAAAGAAGGAAAAAAGCAGUUUGUUAAAGAAGUGGAAGUGUGUGCGCAUCUCCGGCUGACUUCUCCUCAGGAGUACCUGGAAGGAAACAAUUCUCUUGUGAUACCUACAGACACCAUAAAGAAUAUUGUUCUUGUGCUGGCCAAAAAAAAUGGGAUCUCAAGUUUAGAACAAUUUGCUAUAGAUAUCUGCAAUCACUUCAUGACAACAUUUUGCCAAGUGGCGUACGUCAAAGCCUACGUUCAAGAAGUACCAUGGCAACGUCUGCAUGAGGAUGGCGUUCCCCACAUCCACUCAUUCAUAUGUGUUCCUGACGGGAUCCGCUUUUGUGAAGCUGAGCAGUGCCGGAAUGGUCCUCUAAUUGUCUUUGCUGGAAUUAAGGACCUGAAACUUAUGAAGACAACACAGUCUGGAUUUGAAGGCUUCUAUAAGAAUGAACACACCACACUUCCUGAAAGACAUGACAGGAUUCUGUGUGGAGAGUUCUUCUGCAAAUGGUCAUACGGCGAAUGCAGGGAUUUUGACUUUAACUGCAUAUGGAAAAAAAUCCGUGAAUGUAUCCUUGAAGCCUUUGCUGGACCACCUGACUGUGGGGAAUAUUCACCCUCUUACCAGAAAACUGUCAACUGUAUCCAGAUGCUUGUCCUUUCCAGAGUGCCACAGGUACAGGUCAUAGAAGUGGUCUUGAACAACACCUUUUAUAAUGUUGUAGACAUGAAGAAUCUAGGCUUGACCAAUGACAAAGAAGUUUUGGUUCCAGUGGAAACUCCUUAUGGCUCCUGUACUUGCACACUUGGCCGGAAGACGUUUUUUGAAGCACAAAGCCAAAUGCUGAGAGAUGAGAGGAGAUGUCAGUUUGGACUGGCAGCUGCCCAGGGAAACUAAACCUCUUGGCUCUACUCAACCUUCCUGAUAAACUUAACAGCAUGGCUUUCCUAUCAAUGUUUACUCCUUAUUGGCCUCUUCCAUUGCUGACUGCUUUUCCCUCUAUGAACUCCUGAACAUGGGAUUUAUGAAGGACCCUCAGGAAAUUGGAAAUCAAAGUCUGUCCCUGACUUCCAGUGUGAUUUGCAGACUGAAGUGCCCUAAGCUCUUUGGAAAAUCCCAGCUGGAAACAUUGGGUAAUUUAAUUUUUAAACUAGCUAUUCCUAGACCUUUUAAUGAAACAAAUAAUUUGAUGUCUGUAACAUGUUUUUGACAUGUAAAAUCAGGAAAUCUCUAUAUUCUCUUUAUUAAUAUUUCUUCAGUAAGUUGAAUAUACAGGCAUAAGACCUGCUGUUUCAUUGACAUAACCUGUCAUGACCCCUUCACACCACACUGAUCUACAGAGCUGAUGUUCUGACCGAGUGACUGAACAGGGAAUCAGUCAGAAUCAGGAUUUCUUUAAGCAGAAGAUGAGAAAGAAAAAAACAAACAUCUCUCAUAUCUCCUUUGUGUUGUAAUAGUUACAACUUUCUCUGCAUGUAAUCUGACUGCAUGACUGCUGCUGCUACUCAUCAGACUGUAGUUACUAUAGUACUUUUACAUUAAUCACUGAGGUGAUUUGAGGGUUUGGGCUAUCUCUGUAGGUUUAAUUAAAUAGUUUUCUUUAUUCUAAUAAUCUUAUCAUGACUUCUGAGCAGGUAGGAGUCAACCUACGUAGCCCUAUUACAUUUGGGAGGGGUAGGGAGAAAACUAGACAGACAGAUAAUGCAUAUUUUACUUUAGUUACCCCAGGUGAAAGCUUUGAACAUCAGGAUAAAACAAUACAGUCAAUUAUUCUCGUCUCACAAACUGUGGCUACCACAUUUGCAACAGGAAUCAUCCUCAUCUUCCAACAGCUUCGAACUCUUUCACUCGUUUUCUCAGAGUGUCAUUUUCACAGACUCCAUGUGACAGAGUACAAAACAAGUGGGAAUUGCCCAAAGUAAAAACUGCAGUUAAGUUGCCUUUGUGCCUCCUGAGUUUGCAGACAUGCAGCACUGCUAUGGUACAAUCAUUAAAUUCAUAGGCACCAAAAAUAGGGGAGAUGUCCUGCUCUGUGUGAUAUUUUGAGGUGCUUUGAAAGAUAGAAACUUGCCUUGAUGAGCAGGGCAUAAGAGAUGCAAGAGAAGAACACUCCACCAGCCUGGCCUAUGCCCUGAACAGCAAGCAGGAAAAAUGACACCAUGGAGUGAGGCUGUCCCAGCUGUGAUGUCCUCUGGUCACCAGCCAAUUCUGAAAGCUUUAUUCACAACACUUCUAGCUUUUCCUGGGGAUGUUCUUGCUUACCUUCUUAGAUUGUGUUGUACUGUACUUGCGGGCUUAUGUCUUGCUACUUCUGUCACUUCUAGGCACUUUUAAUUUAUUAAUGUAUCUUUUAAAGGCAAAUAAAGAGCAACAUCAAAAAACAAAGUAGCUUUUGACUAUUUACUACCUAUAUAUAAAUGUGAACACUUUAAGUAAAAGAACUAUUUUAAUUCAUCAAAUUUCACCUCACAAAGUGACCAGUCUUCUUCCAAAUGACACUUCACUACCAGUAGAUGAAAAAGAAUCUUACUGAACAUUUCAGGAUUUGCCUCCCUCUGAAACAAAGCAGAGCUGCACAACCAACUUCCUUUCUACCUUAUAAGAAAUUUAUUGCAUUAGGCACAAGGUUUCUUUCAUUACUUUUUGUGCUUCAUUUGUGGCCCUGCAGGGUAGUGGUGGACUAUGGUAGAAUGAGGACACAAAGCAGUGAGCAGUUGUUUACUGAGCCAACAAACACACACACACACACACACACAGUCAGUGCAGUUUGUAUAAACCUCCACAGACAGGCAGACAUGGACUGUCUUUGGAGCAUCUCAGUGCAGCUCCAUCCAGCACUGCAAACCUGAGUCACUUACGUGGGCAGAUUGCUUCUAAAGAAAGCACUCAGGCAAUCGGAAGCAGCCCCAAUUUCCCAUAUGGCAACAAGAUUAGGGUAACAGUGGCAUAAAUCAGUCUUGAAAAUGUGAGUUAGCCAGACUCACUUGAUCUCACCAAAUUCCCAUUGGCUUCAUUAGAUUCAGCCUCCACGAUGGACUUCAUUAAUUUCAUUCAGACAGAUGUUUUUUCAGUUCCUGUCCUAAGGAGCUGCUCAAGUUGCUCACUGUGUUUUACUCAGAAGCAGCUGUGAUGCUUUGCUGACGCCAUCACACUUGAUGACAAUGAGCAGCAGCUAGCAGGUUGUAAAAUUGCUGUUUAAAAUACAACUUCUUGCUGAUAACAUGAACCUUGCUGGUCCUGGGCUACAUCCCAGUAUUCAUAGGGGAUGAAGUCUCCUACCAACAAACAGAGUAUUUCAAGUGCACAAACACAUUAUCUUUUUAGUCCCUGAUUCUUUCCCAUCCUGUUUCUGUUCAAUUCUGAUAACUGCCCAGGACAGUCCAGCACAGCCUGCCUCAGCUGCUCACCAUGCUCCAUGCACAACCAAUGUCACCCAGAUAAAAUGUACAAGCUAAACUCAUCAGCCAGUACCUAAAACAGAGAACAGAUGUCACUGUCAGGGUCAGGACAAGUCAUCUGUCUUCCCUGACUGUAUUAUUCUAUAUAUAUUGUUACCUGCUUUCCAGCAUACAUUUAAACCUGCCAGUUUUUAUUAACUAUUACAGCUACUUUUUUUUUCCUUCCUUAGAGUUGUCUUUUUCCUUUCCUAAUUUAACCUUGCUUUUAUCAAGAGUACAUAAUCUUGACUGUAAGUUAAGCUGAGCUACUUAAAGUGACCAAAAAACUGUUUCUGGCUAAAAAUCUCAAAAUAAAUACUUCUGAAUUUAGAAUUACACUAUUUUUAUAUAUACAGCAGCCAACCAUAUCUCUCCUGGAAAGUGUACAGCUGUAUCUAGAAAGGAAACAUAUGAAAUAUUUCCAGUUACUGGAUCAAAAAUAUCAGCUCACAUGUCAGCUACAACAUAAAAUGUUUUUUGAGAGCUUCACCAUUCAUAGCAGCCUGAGAAAGACACACACAAGUACCUGAGUGCAUGCACACACACACGUAUGUGUAUAAAACAUGAGUAUAAAUGACACUUACUAGAUCAGCUGAUGUAUGUAGGACUGAUCUAUGUCAAUCACAUCAGAAAAAAUGAUGAUCAGGGGUUAGUUGUUGCUAAAACAAAAAAACAACCCAAACAAUACUGGAGGGAUUCAAAAUUAGAUAAAUGAGGGGGUAGAGCAACCUUUGAUUCAGAGGGAAGUACAACAGAAAUUCAGAGUGCCUGAGUACUGUGGAGGGCUUCUGCCACUUCUCAAGUGUGGCAUUAGGAAUGAAUUUCUACAUUACAUCUGACUGAAAAAGACAAGAGUUCAAGUUUUCAUGACCUUAUACUCCUGCAAUGUUUUCAAAUCCUCUAGACACACAUAUUUCCAGGCAGGAAGGCCCAGGCAAACUGGGGUGGGUUAUUUAUGCAGAAGGGAGGAGGGAAUUUGAAGAGUGUCCUUGUGAAACAGGGUUGCUACACCCAGGCACACACCCAUUUCCACAUUUCUCUCCCCACAGUUUGGCCACCAGCUUGUGAACAAACUCACCCACAAGUUCCUUACUCUGACUUCCUUCCUCCUUCCCCAAUCCACUAAGAUCCACUAAGACAAGACAAAGCAAUGUUACUCUUGAAUCCAAAAGAUCAGUGCAAAUGAUAAGCCUUCCCUCCCUUGUCUGAUAAAAUUUAGCUGCUAAAAUCAGAGGCAUCCUCAAUAUAGUAAGUACCAAAGAGUGCACUCUAUAGAGGGGCAGCUGGAUUAUAGCAAUCAUCCAAAAAAGGGAAGAGAACAUCCUGAGAUGAAUGCAAGUCUGCCAAUGCCAAGACAUUUGCUGCUGCCUUAUCAGCAGAUCAGCUGAUAAUAGAGCACUUGUAACUGCUGACUGCUCCUUCAGCAAGGAUGCUCACGAGAGCAGCAUAUAAAUACAACACCAGUCUCCAGUACUCACCAGCAGCCUUCAGCAGCAAUGAAACCCUCACAUGGAGCCCAACAACCACUUACAGUCUUCAAGGUGCUCCCCUUGGCCUCUCCAGGUGCCUGAGGUUGCAUUUCCCAAAUUUAUAGCAACUAUAGACCAAUGUUAUUGUGGGAAUCGAACACACAUUGAAGAUCCAAAUGAACAUCACUAAAUCAACUCCCUAAUUAGAGGGGCUAAGCAAAAAGUAAUUUAAUGACCUUGUUACACUAUCAAAAAGAAGACAGACUUUCUCAAUAGGAAUGAAAGUUACUUAUUAAAUCAGUCUGCCCAUUCUUCCAAUGGAGACUGUCCCUGCCAGUGGGCUAAUGGCAGCCACUGUCCUCAGCACUUCCCUUGGGGAAACUGCUGUCCAAACUGAGCAACACAGAGGUGAUGGAAUGGGACAUGGCUGAGAUCCCUUGGAUCACAUCUUCAUGCACCAAGUCCUCUCAUUUGAUGAAGAAGCCAAUCCAUUGCCUGUGUAAAUUGCCCAAGGUGAAGGAGAGAGUAAAGCAGACCCUCCUCUGCAGUGCUCCACUCACCCUG
Zonotrichia albicollis (white-throated sparrow) is the source of this 6623-nucleotide messenger RNA. NCBI's taxonomy places the organism in Eukaryota, Metazoa, Chordata, Aves, Passeriformes, Passerellidae. The record is from RefSeq and is a predicted model, not a curated record.